GAUGGUCCGACCGCUGCUGCUGGUGGGAGUGUUGCUGACGGUGGUCAUCGCGGUGACAGCAAAGGAGGGUACGGCGGAGCGGAAGCUGAACAUCGAUCCAGCCCUGCGCAAAGCGCUGCUGCGUGCCUUACGUCACCUGAAGGAGCGCCAGGAGGAGGAAAAGCAGGAACAGCUGCUCGGCGAUGCGAACACGACGGAGGAAAACUUUGCUACCACCAUCUUGGACGAACUGCUCGAGGAGAGUACGGUGGCGGAGGGUGAGGCGCGGGCUCGCGACACGUCCGCCGUUGACUACCACACGUAUGUGGCUAACGCGCAGGAAGAUGAUCGUGACACGAUCGAGGGUGAGGUAGAGCAGCGGGACACGGGUGCGGUAACGGUUGGGUCGGCGGAUGCGAACGAAAUCAUCAAGACGAUUAUUAUCGCGAAACCGAAACCGGCACUGAUUGUACCGAAGCUCGAGUCCGAGAACGAGAUCGUGCCUCAGGUGGAUCAGAGCACUACCGAAGCGCCACUACCGGUCACUAGCAGCACUACGCAGCAAGCUCCUGCUUCCACAACGACAGCAAUUCCCGUACCAACUACACCGGCACCGACCCACAACGAGGAUGGUGAGAAUAUUGAGCAGGUUAAAUCGGAAGAUGUCAAGAUAUUCCAGGCCCCGCUCGUAGCUGCGUUCACCGUGCAGCAAGACCAGCUGGGGGUUUCGCGCAACGUCAUCCCACUGCUCCAAACGCCUCCCAAGCAGAAAACACCCGGUACUGCCGACUUUAAACCGUCGCCAGUGAUCCUACCGGUAGGAGCAGCGGCCUCGGCCGUCGCUACACCCGUUGCUACUGUGCCGCUUCUUCAGAUCCAAGCUGUCCCAUCCACGCAGCCACUGCUCGCACCUCUUGUACCGGCGCCGCCCAUCAGCCUGAGCACACGAGCGCUCGAGGAGAAGACACGUCAACUCGAGCAACAGCUAAUAGCGCUGCAAAACCAGCAGCGUGCGCAGGAGCAGCUACUACGCGCCAAGAUCCAACAGGAGCAAGCCAUCAUCCAGCAGCAGCAGCAACAGUUGCAGCAGCAGAAGCAACGCCUCGAAGAGGAAACGCGUCUCCGCAUACAACGGUUCGAGCAGGAGCAGCGUCUCUUCCGACAGCAGCAGCAGCAGUUCCAGCAGCAGCAACAGUUCCAGCAACAGCCACCCUCCACGAUACAGCUGCCUCCGUUCAAGCCGCAGCCGCUACCCCUGCAGCAACAGCAGCCCGCCCCACAGCCAACCUUCGUGCAGGAGUUGCCCCGACCCGGACCGGCGGUACAGUUCAUCCCGAGCGUUAGUCUACCGGGCGGCAAACCGAUCCCGAUCUCGGUGGAGCAGCAGCUUCCCUUCAAGGAAGCCGUCGACUUCCAACCACAACAGCCGCCACAGCAGCAACAGCAACAACAACAGGGACCCAAAACGACCACCUCCAUCGAGCAGGUGAAGGCCAUCAGCCAACCGCCCCAACUCGCCCGUGAACAGGCACUCCCGCUCAAGCCCUUCCAGCCAUUCAAUCUGUUCCCAGUGCUGCCACCGCUACUGCUGGGACCGAACCAGUUCGAUCAGCAGCUGCCACCGCUGCAGCAACGUAAUCGCGUCUUCCGCCAGGAACCGGGCACCGGUAAUUUCGGCCUUAACGUUGCACCACCUCAGCAACAGCAGCAGCUACCCUUCCGCCCAUCGCAACCGGUCGCGUUCAAUGGCCAACAGGCGGGUUCGCUGAGCGAUAGCCAGAACCUGCAGAAUCUGCUCUUCCAGUCUGGCAUCACGUCCCGCUCGGCGGAAGAUUUCAACAUCAUCACGAAGGUGCUCGCCCUCAACCAUGGCAUCCCGCAGGCAUCGUCCCAGCGCAUGUUCGCCAAACUGAGCCCCGACCAGCAACGGCAGCUGUUGUUCCGAAAGUGAGCGCCCAAGCACUCA
Anopheles maculipalpis is the source of this 1945-nucleotide messenger RNA. Its product is annotated as mediator of RNA polymerase II transcription subunit 15-like. The transcript has a single exon. The record is from RefSeq and is a predicted model, not a curated record. Bases 2 to 1930 code for a protein of 642 amino acids. NCBI's taxonomy places the organism in Eukaryota, Metazoa, Arthropoda, Insecta, Diptera, Culicidae.